UGUACGGGAGUUCACUAUCGCCGCGUUUAAUAUUUAAAUGGCGGCCGCUAAACUAAUCCAGCUAGUGAAAGAACGCCCUGCGAUAUGGCAAGUAUCGGACAAACGUUACAAGGACAAGUCAGCCAGGGAGCGUGCGUGGAAAGAAAUUGCAAAGGAGAUUGGGAAAGAUGAUUUAAUGAUCAGAAAACGCUGGAAAAAUCUAAAGGAUGCAUUUAGAAAGGAGCUAAAGAGAGUACUAGUUCAGGAUAUUGAAGCGUCCAGUUGGCAACACUUUGAACAACUGUCAUUCAUAACGGAAGCUAUAUUGAAAGGGAUACGGAAUAAGGAUAUCAAUGCGCUCUCCACUGAAGAGACUGCUGAUGGGGACUCGGACGACCCACUGUCCGUCAAAACAGAAAUACCAGAAGCAGAGCCCAGUACUUCCAUGGACGGCAACAGUACUUUGGAAAUUUCAUAUGCGAAUGACGAUUCAAUGAGCCAUUUGGCAAACCGUAAUUUAAAUGUCAUGCAACAUAAUAAUAAAAGGAAAGCACUAGAGGAUGAAUACGACGCGGAUUAUAUGUUUCUAGUAAGUCUCCUGCCAACAAUGCGGCAGUUAUCGGAGAUUCAGAAACUGCAGUUCAGGGGAAAGGUGAACCAGUGGCUGCUGGAAGCAGUGUCGCAGGACUACAACCAACCGUAUAAAAGAAAAUUAGAUGUGGAGAGUGAUGAUUCUUUUGAAUGAUUGAGAACGGGCAGAAAUGCAAGCUUUUUACAUGUUUUAUUUAUCAUAAGUUUGGAAUGUAUCGGACGUUAAUGGUGGAAGGGGUAUUUGGAUGGUUUUUCCAGUCCCAUUCUACUAUGUGGAAUUAUACGUUCCAAAGUCAGAUGCUGGUAGAUGAGUAUAAUAAAUAGUUAGUCAGUCCUAGAAAAUGUUUUCAGAGUCAGUGAUGAUUUACGCUCGAAAUUAAUAAUAAAUCAAAUCCAAAAUCUUCAGAUAGCAAAUUAAAUUAAGAGGAUCUAUACUUUUAUUACUCUUCCAUGUAGAUAAUUAUAUCACUGAAUUCCUCCGGCUUUGGAUUAGAUUGUUUAUUAAUACAAUCCGUUAGAAAACAAGGGUUUAGAGCUAAACAAUGCCACGCUGCAGAUCGGCACCCUAAGUAACGAAAUGAGUUUGGAAACAAAUCUAUAGUUUGAUUUACUAUCGUAACUGAAUAUAACCUGCACAAGUCGUUAAUAUAAACAGCGUUACGCAAGGGACUAAAAGACUGCAAGAAGUAUAUAAUGUUAAUAAAUGAAAAGUUAAUGUACAGAUAAGCAUAAGUUUUUAUACACUUUGAAUGAACACGAUUAA
Pararge aegeria (speckled wood butterfly) is the source of this 1333-nucleotide messenger RNA. RefSeq lists its product as uncharacterized. The coding region runs from base 38 to 724 and encodes 228 amino acids. Gene Ontology annotation, cellular component: nucleus; transcription regulator complex. Gene Ontology annotation, biological process: regulation of transcription by RNA polymerase II. The transcript is spliced from 2 exons. The record is from RefSeq and is a predicted model, not a curated record. Gene Ontology annotation, molecular function: DNA binding. Lineage: Eukaryota; Metazoa; Arthropoda; Insecta; Lepidoptera; Nymphalidae.